Messenger RNA from Lodderomyces margitis, 1194 nucleotides. RefSeq lists its product as uncharacterized. The transcript has a single exon. The record is from RefSeq and is a predicted model, not a curated record. NCBI's taxonomy places the organism in Eukaryota, Fungi, Ascomycota, Pichiomycetes, Serinales, Debaryomycetaceae. The coding region runs from base 1 to 1194 and encodes 397 amino acids. Gene Ontology annotation, biological process: pyrimidine nucleotide-sugar transmembrane transport. Gene Ontology annotation, molecular function: pyrimidine nucleotide-sugar transmembrane transporter activity. Gene Ontology annotation, cellular component: intracellular membrane-bounded organelle; Golgi membrane.
AUGGUUGACACAAGCCUAAUUGCUAUAGUGUUUGGAACAUUAUUCACUGGUGCUGCCAACUCACUCCUCACAAAAUACCAAGACAAUCAAUGUGUCCACCACUGCAAUAAUGGCGAUCAACCACCACCACAAUAUUUCAACCAACCAGGCAUACAAACCCUCCAAAUGUUUUUAGGAGAGUUGUCAAUGUUUUUUGUAUACAUCGGAUACAGAUGGUACUACUCGACGUCUUAUAUUCAACUAGGUGACGGUCACGACGAUCAAGACCACGAACCAACAACAGAUAAAAGUGAAGGGAUUAUUGCCAUUUUCAAGCAUUGGAAAUUGGCCAUUCCAGCAAUAUGUGAUUUAAGUUGUACGACAUUGCUCAACAUUGGACUCAUUUACGUUCCUGUAUCCAUCUACCAAAUGACGCGUGGGUCAGUUGUGUUGUUUGUUGCGGUGUUAUCGGUCAUCUUUCUCAAACGCAAAAUAUCCAAAUUGCACUGGAUCGCGCUAUUUAUCAUUACUUUGGGUGUCGGAGUUGUUGGAUUGAGUGGGUCGCAGCAAACAAAUGAAACAGAGACAACAAGUCCGAAUAAUGCCGCUGGGUUGGUCAUAUUUGGAAUAAUAUUGAUUAUCAGCGCUACUUCAUUACAAGGUGUGCAAUUUGUCGUUGAAGAACAUAUAUUGGCCAAACAGCCAAUUAUUCCAUUACAGUUGGUUUACAUUGAGGGUUUUUUUGGUGCUACAACUAUUAUUACAUUUAUGGUGGUGCUUAAUUUCAUCUACAAGGCGAUCCAAUCACCCGAGGAGUUUGCCCAAUCGCCAUUCAAUAUUGUUGAGGCGUUUUCGCAAGUCUUCUCCAAUAGAACCGUUUUUGUAACAUCUUUACUUAUUAUGGCAUCCAUUGCCAGUUUUAACUUUUGCGGAUUAUCCAUAACCCACCGUAUCUCAGCCACUGCAAGGUCAACAGUAGACACUUGCAGGACUUUGAUUGUGUGGUUAUUUGCCGUAGUGGUGAUGCAAUGGGAACAAUUCAAGUUUUUGCAAAUGACAGGAUUUGCUAUCUUGGUGUUUGGCACAUUGUGGUUUAAUGGGGUUAUUGAAGUUGAAAAAUGGAGCUUCAUUCCAAACUGGUUGAAAGAUGAUGAUGCUGAAGAAGAUGAGAGGACGCUGAUUGAUGAAGCCUUAGAGGAGAGACUCAUUAGCUGA